Astyanax mexicanus (Mexican tetra) is the source of this 3409-nucleotide messenger RNA. RefSeq names its product pellino E3 ubiquitin protein ligase family member 2 (gene peli2). Gene Ontology annotation, biological process: protein polyubiquitination; regulation of Toll signaling pathway. The coding region runs from base 596 to 1882 and encodes 428 amino acids. NCBI's taxonomy places the organism in Eukaryota, Metazoa, Chordata, Actinopteri, Characiformes, Acestrorhamphidae. Gene Ontology annotation, molecular function: protein binding; ubiquitin protein ligase activity. The record is from RefSeq and is a predicted model, not a curated record. The transcript has 6 exons.
UUUCAACUGUUACUCUUUGUUUACAUAAUUGAAGGUGCCGCCUCAGACCGUGGCGGCCCAGGACUGUUCCACUCAGGGGGGAGACUGUACUUUCACUUCCAGAUUAUUUCCCUGGGAAUAGGCUUGUUUUUCGGUACUGUAUGUUUGGCUGAGCAUUAUGGAUGUUUACAAUGUAGCAUUUCACACGUCUAAAGCAGGAAAGGCAGAUUCUAAUGUUUAUAGAAACUGCAGUCCGUCCUCCCCCCGUAUAAAGUAGGCGUAAGUGAGUGGUAUGUUCCACCCCCUACCGUGUAAUGUUUUUCCACUUGGCAGAGAGAACGGUGAAAGCACGAAGUUAGGCGUAUUUUUGGGAUUGUGAAAUGUUUCUCAAACGCGCAUUCUUGACUGUACGCCCUGUUUCUGAUACUUGAAUUCAGCUUAUUUAUUUUGAGAGAAGAGCAGGGUUUAAGAGGCAGCGGGAACCAGGCGGAAAAUGGCUGUUAGUCUCGUCCUUUGAAGUAUUUUUUCCCUGUGAUCUUUUUUCACUGGACUGGCUCGACCAACUCCAUCCUGAGAGACGAGUUCGAGUGGAGAAGUUUGGAGGGUUAGCAGCCUCAUGUUUUCACCGGGCCAAGAGGAGCACUGUGGACCCACCAAAGAGCCUGUGAAGUACGGGGAGCUGGUAGUUCUGGGGUACAAUGGAUCACUCCCCAACGGUGAUCGAGGGCGACGGAGGAGCCGUUUUGCCCUGCACAAGCGAGCCAAGGCUAAUGGUGUCAAACCCAGCACUGUACACAUCCUUAACAACCCCCAGUCCAGCAAGGCUGUAAACUGUAAGGGCCAGCACAGUAUCUCCUACACUUUGUCCAGAAACCAGACAGUGGUAGUGGAGUACAGCCAUGAUAAAGACACUGACAUGUUCCAGAUCGGCCGAUCGACGGAGAACCCCAUUGACUUUGUGGUGACGGACACUGUGUCUGGAGGUGGAGACAGCGAAGACGCCCUCAUCACCCAGAGCACGAUCUCACGUUUUGCCUGUCGAGUUGUGUGUGAACGCAACCCUCCAUAUACUGCUCGUAUCUUUGCUGCAGGAUUUGACUCCUCCAAGAACAUCUUUCUAGGGGAGAAAGCCGCCAAAUGGAAGAAUCCAGAUGGCCAAAUGGAUGGACUGACGACCAAUGGUGUGCUGGUGAUGCACCCGCGGGGUGGGUUCACAGAAGAGUCCAAACCCGGUGUUUGGAGGGAGAUAUCGGUGUGUGGAGACGUGUACACACUGAGAGAGACUCGUUCUGCACAAACACGAGGCAAAUUGGUGGACAGUGAGAGCAAUGUGCUGCAGGACGGCUCCUUGGUCGACCUGUGUGGAGCCACGCUUCUGUGGCGUACUGCUGAGGGCCUCUUCCACACCCCCACGCAGAAGCAUCUGGAAGCCCUGCGGCAGGAGCUGAACGCAGCCCGACCCCAGUGCCCCGUUGGUCUCAACACUCUGGCCUUUCCCAGCAUGCAGCGCUGCAGCCGGGCAAUGCCCAGUGUUGCCCCACAGGAGGACAAGCAGCCAUGGGUUUACCUGGCCUGUGGCCAUGUUCACGGCUACCAUGACUGGGGCCAUCGUUCAGAAAGAGAGUCUAACGCCCAGAGGGAGUGUCCAAUGUGCAGGGCGGUGGGGCCCUAUGUGCCAUUGUGGCUGGGUUGCGAACCAGCUUUCUACGUGGACACGGGCGCACCGACACAUGCUUUUGUACCCUGCGGCCAUGUAUGCUCCGAGAAGUCUGCUCGCUAUUGGUCAGAAAUCCCUUUACCGCACGGUACUCACGCUUUCCAUGCUGCAUGCCCAUUUUGUGCCACCCAGCUCAGUCUUACCCAAGGAUGCUCCAAACUUAUCUUCCAGGGUCCUGUAGACUGACGGGCUGACGACUAAAGAGGCUUGAUGUGUCUAAGGCAAGAAUGGUGCAUGCCUUUAUCUGAAUGGAGCCUAGGAUAGAGCGGUAGAUUAAACAGGGGACAUGUCUGAGGAUUGUUGCACACCGCAAGCUGUGAAGCUCUUCUCAUUUACUGAAACACUUUGUAAUAACGAAGGAUAAGGAAGAUUUUAGUCCAGCUGAGCUUGUUGUUAUUCUCAAUUUUGCGCAGUUAUAUCCAAGUUGCCUUGGAGAUCGAUUGAGUUGUUAGCCACGGAAUUUCCAGACAACUAGUCUGUGUUAUGGACUGGAAGCUGUUGGAUUAGCCCACGGAAAUUACACCCCACCAACAUUGGGAGAACAUUCAGACAACACUGCUGAGCCUUGCUUAAAACCAACAAUUUCAAAACGUGUUGAAAAGAUGUUGAAAAGCUGCAAACCAAGUUAAGUAUACAUUAGGAUAUUAUCAGAGUAUUACAAAUUGAAAUCAGUUCACCUAUGUUACAUAACAUUUCUGAAACAAUUAGCACAAAAUUGGCUAAUUCCACAACGUUCAUUUCGGAUAUGAAAUGCCAAAAUAGUAAUUGUCCAAAGAUGAAAUGGCUGCCAAAGCUGAUAUAAUAAUGGGCAACCUAGAUUAGCAUUCAUCAGAUCAGGGAUAAAUAAAGACGCUUUAUCAUGAACAGGAUUAUGCAUCAUAUAAUUCUAGAUAAAGAGUGGUUAAUAGAUUCUCUUUUUUUUUAUUUUUUUAUUUUUUUUUUUUACUUUCUUAUUUGUCUCAACAGUAAGAUUCCACUCUAUGCUGUUUCGUCGUACUGUAAAUCCUGAAACUGCUUUUAUUGCUGAAAGGAACAGUAUGCAAUCAGGACUGUGAGUAGUAGAGAGCAUCAUGUCCUGUAAUCAACAUCCAAACAUCUAUGAGCUAGAACUUGCUUUGCACCAAAACCAGGUAACUUGUCGACUUUUUGAGGUAUGAGAUGUUUUAGGUGGCGGUCUGGCAGCUCAUAUCUCAUUUCAGAUUUGCCACCAGUGGAAAUCAAAAUCUUAAUGGGAUGUAAACAUAUAUUAUAAAGGUUAUUUUAAAAUGAAAAGUUUUUAUUCUUCUAUUUUCUUAACCUUUGUACAGAGAUGGAUUUUAGUGCCUGCAAAUGGGGGAAUGUUUUUUACUGAGGUUUGAGUGAGCUAUUUUCAUCAGAAUAUGGGGGUUACUACGUUUUAAACAGAUUAUAAACUUAUCUUAUUAAAAAAACGCCCUGUUUUUGUCAGCUGUUCUGUAUUUUACCACAUACAUGUACAGUUUUCUAACAGAUCAUAUAUUUAUUAUUUCAAACAUGCUGCCCUUUUCUAAAAAGAGAAGGUUAUUUUGAAUUCAGUAUUCUGUCAUGUCCUGACAAUACUGUCACCUGGAAGCUGUGACUGCCAGACAAACGUUUGAGGCAGAACUAUGUGUGGGAAAGAGGUGUAUUUCACUGGCAAUAAUGCACUGCCUGAAAAAUGUUCACUUGUAAAACCAAAUACAUAUUUCUAAAGCA